Messenger RNA from Pestalotiopsis fici W106-1, 2799 nucleotides. RefSeq lists its product as uncharacterized. Gene Ontology annotation, molecular function: protein binding. The transcript is spliced from 4 exons. Bases 1 to 2799 code for a protein of 932 amino acids. The record is from RefSeq and is a predicted model, not a curated record. NCBI's taxonomy places the organism in Eukaryota, Fungi, Ascomycota, Sordariomycetes, Amphisphaeriales, Sporocadaceae.
AUGGCCGAGGCUCUAGGUCUUGCGUCUAGCAUCAUCACCGUCAUCGAACUCUCGGCCAAGGCGGUAAAACAAUGCAAGCACAUUAUUGAUACGGCAAGAGAUGCACCAAAAGAUCUCAGAAAUAUAUUGGUGGAGGUCUCGUCUCUGAAAGCAGCCCUCGAGAACCUGGACUACCUCACCAAGAUAGACCAUGAUUUUGCCGAAGAGGUGUCAAAUCAGAAAGGGAUUGGGAAUGCCGUCAACAAGUGCGAAGAAACGAUCGGUGAUUUGGUGAAGCAGCUUGGAGAUCUGACGAUUCGCGACUCGCGGCAGACACAACCUGGGAAGAGGGCCAAGAUCAAGGCAGCCAUUGCGUGGACUUGGAAUGAGACCACGGCGAGGAAGCUUAUCAACGAUGUCCUGCAGCACAAGACUACAAUAACGCUGGGAUUACUGACACAAACUUCGCGAGAGAUUCAUGAGGUGAAACUGGCGGUACAGGACGUCCAAGGGACAGUAAGCAAUGACCAGAGGCGCAAAAUAUGUGAUUGGAUACAAACUACAAAUCCUACCAGCAUUCACAAUUCUGCGCUCAAGAAUCACGAGACUGAGACCAGCCAAUGGGUCCUGCGAUUGCCUCAGUGGGAAUCCUGGCUCCGAGGAGAAAAUUCACACCGGUUUCUCUGGAUUUACGGGAUCCCAGGUGCGGGAAAGACAGUGCUUUCUUCAUACCUGGUGAAGCAAUGCCAGUCAUACUGCAAUGGUUCUAGCGACAAACCUUCUAUAUGCACCUAUUAUUACUGUUCUUAUCGCAAUCAUCAAGACGAAACGUUACCAAUGAUUCGCUGGCUGGUUUCCCAGCUAAUCCGCAUCACGAGGCAUAUGCCGAAUCAACUUCAUGCUGAUUACGAAAAGGAUCACCAACCAGGUUUCUACACCAUGAAAGACGCCCUAUGUGAGCUUCUGGUUCACGUGCAGACAGUUUACUUGAUUGUCGAUGCGGUAGAUGAAAGCCAGCCGCGAGGAGAGUUACUAAUAUUUCUCGAGGAGCUGGUCACGGAUCCCAGCUUUGGUCGGAUACAACUACUCGCCACGAGCCGCAAGUACCACGACAUCACGAGUGUAUUGAUGCGACUAUCUUCUCCAAUCUCCAUGUCCAAUGAAGAGGUCGAUAAAGACAUUCGCAGAUUCCUUGCAGCACGCCUUGAAGUUAAGUUCACGGGCUGGCGCGCCAAGUACAAAACCAACAUCCUAGAAGUCCUUGUAUCAAAGGCCCAAGGAAUGUUCCGCCUUGCCUUCUGCCACGUCGAAUUAAUAUCGAGAAAAAGAACCCAGGCGGAGAUGUUAGACUCACUCGACAGCUUGCCACAGACGAUAGAGGAAACAUAUGAGCUGAUCCUGCUGGAGAUCGACGACCAGGAUUGGCAAUCUGCGCGGACCAUUUUCCUCUGGAUCUGUGGAAACGAUAUGAUACCAUACAAUGAACCAAUCCCAAUUAGCACGCUUAUUUCCGUGUUGAACAACAAUGGUUCGGGAAGCGCCAUAUCCCUGCCCGAGGAUGGAAAGGGAUACGUAGAGGAAAUAUGCAGCUGCCUGAUCACUGUCGGCUCAAGUCAAUUCGGAUCGAAUCUGCUUUCGGCAGAGCUUGAUGCGGCCAGGUGCGCACAUUACACAGUUGUCGAGUUCCUUUUCUCAGAGCAGAUUAAGCACAGCAAAGUGAAAUACUUUGCUCUGUCCAAUGACGAUAUUUUCACGACAUUUGUCGGCAACACCCUUGCAGUGGCAGAGACUGUCAAUUCGCAUGCAAUGUGCCCACCUUAUUGGGAGUCAUUUGAAUCCUACUGCGCCAGAGCAGCUUGGCUGGCAACGUUCACCUGGGAACCAGAUUUAGUGGAGAGUCCAGCUCUAUGGACAAAUCUCAUCAAUAUUUGGUCAAACAAUCCAUCCUUUUUCCAAGACGCAACUAAUAGUUACGCUCACGACGAAAAGAAGUUUCCAGAAAAUAACUUCGCUUUCUAUUUGAGUCCAGAGCACAACGCGGAAAGCGUGCAGACAUUUGCACCGAGGAUACUCGCUUCCCUGUUUCUCGGUUCAUGCCACAUCUUGGCCAACAAACUCAUUUCACAUUACGGCUCUCAGAUUCUAGAGCUACCCUUUCAUUUUCGUUUAUCCUUCGUUAAACAAUAUCCACAAUUUGGCUCCGCUAUCGAAGCUGCAGCUAUACCUACCGCAAGAAAUUUCACCGACUACCCCAUCCUAGAUUGUAUUGAGUAUUUGAGUGAGUGGUUUGAUAGUACCCGAAUUGCCCUUAUUUGCGUUGGGCUACACGCGAUUUCAGGGCGUGAUUGCGGCUGUUAUAAAUCUAAUAAUGCCGAUGACUGUCGGUUUACCCGGAUGUUGCGCCAGUAUGUCAAGAACGGCGACGGUGUGCAGCAUCGCUUGACACCAUUGCAGUUUGCUGUCUACUGUUGGGAUUUGGAUGCUGUUCAGGCUCUCCUGGAAUCAGGCGCAGAUCCCAAUGGCCUUGGAGUUCCCGAUGGGAAGUCAACUCCAAUUCACCUUUACCAGGUUGAUGAUCGCUGGUGGGCGGCAAGCCCUCUCCAUCUACUACGACAUGCCGGUUAUGCACCAGAGGAGAUAGAUGAGUAUUUCGACAUUAAGAAGUCACGCGAGGCGAGGGUAAGUGACAUUGAAGCGAUGCUGAUUGAAUUCGGUGCGCAAGACUUUGGGUCCCCUACUUCUACCAGUACCGGCCCUGAGGGUUGUACAGAGCUCGAUAAGAGCUGUAUGGAUAGCCAGGCUGUCAUAAUUGCAGAAUGA